AUGCACUUCCUCCGCGCUCAGUACCUGCUUAUAACCCUGAUGGGUCUAGCUUUCUCCCCCGUCUUUUGUAUACAAAAGUUGGAAUCUACAGCUCUCGCCAGCUGCCAGGAAAACUCUCGCUUCUCCGCCAGUUUAUUCAACGUCGUCUUCACCCCCAACAACAACUCGGCGAGCUUCCAAAUCGUCGCCACGUCCACCGUCGAGAACUACGUCACCUUUGACAUUCGCGCCUACGCAUACGGCUACCAGAUUCUCCAGAGGGUCGUGGACCCGUGCCAGCUCGACGUGGGACUCUGCCCGAUGCAGGCCAGCAGGCUCACCAACAAAUUCAACCAAAAGGUCGAUCCUGCCUUCGUCAAAGACCUGCCGGGCUUGGCGUACAGUGUGCCCGACCUGGACGCUUCCGUCAGAGUCUUCAUCAACGUGACGGGGACCAACGAGUCCAUCGCCUGCCUCGAGGCCAAGAUAUCCAAUGGGAAAACGGUCAACCAGCUGGCCGUGAAGUGGCUUACUGCCGUCAUUGCCGGUCUGGCCUUGACCGCGUCGGCGGUAAUACACUUCCUGGGUCAAUUCAAUGCCGCUGCUCAUCUUGCCGCCAACGCCCUCUCCCUGUUUGGCUAUUUCCAGGGCCAGGCUGCCCUCGGGUUAAUGGCCGUCCACCUGCCUCCCAUUGUCCAGUCUUGGACACAGAAUUUCCAGUGGUCCAUGGGCAUUAUCCGCGUCGGCUUCUUACAGACCAUUGCGACGUGGUAUCAGCGCGCCACGGGAGGCACACCGGCUACGUUAUUGGAUUCCCUGGCGAGCGUUUCUGUUUCUGUUCAGAAACGCAGUGCGCAUGUGAGACGCAAAGAGGACGAGUCGGGCAUGCACAUUGUCCGUGGUAUUGAGAGGGUUGCUUUUCUCUCCAACAUCGAGACGACAAACCUGUUUCUGACAGGGGUCAUGUUCUUCGUCAUCUUCGUCUUCGGUACUGUUAUUGCCGUCGCGGGCUUUAAGGGCGUUUGCCAGCUCCUCGUCCAAAAGGGAAUAAUGAAAUCCCAUCGGUUCACCGACUUCCGCCGGGACUGGCGUGUGAUCCUAAAGGGAGUUCUUUACCGGGUGGCCCUCAUUGGCUUUCUGCAGAUGGCGACCCUUUCACUCUGGGAGCUCACGCGCGUCGACUCGGGAGCUGAAGCGGCUUUGGCAGUUUUGUUCCUGGUCGGUCUCACUGGGUUCCUCGGCUGGGGAGCUUUUAUGGUCAUUAGAACUGCGCAACGUUCGGUCGCCGUGUACCAAAACCCUGCGUACAUCUUGUACUCUGAUUCACGGGUGCUCAGCAAAUUGGGCUUCUUAUACAUUCAAUUCCGGGCAUCAGCUUAUUACUUCGUUAUCCCUUACCUCGGAUAUAUCAUGUUAAAGUCGCUGUUUAUUGCGCUUGCUCAGCCAAGGGGCGUUGUGCAAGCUGUCGCGUUGCUAGUGAUUGAAGCUGCUGCUGUCAUCAGCGCAUCAGUCAUGCGGCCGUGGAUGGAUAAGCCGACUAAUUCUUUUAAUAUCGCUAUUUGCGUAGUCAACUUUCUUAACGCAAUAUUCCUUUUUAUAUUUACUAAUGUCAUUGGCGUGCCAGGAGUCGUUGUCGGCGUGUUUGGGGUUGUCUUGUUUGCUCUCAACGCUGUUUUCGCCUGCGUCUUGUUGAUUAUGGUGAUUGUGUCAACGACCUUGAUAAUGCUGAGAAAGAACCCGGAUGCGCGCUAUCGUCUCAUGGCUGAUGACCGCGCCUCAUUUAUGAAGUCAGAAAUUAACCUGGACACCGUCAAAGAGUUGGACGCAUUAGCAGCUACGGCUCGAGGUGACAAAUCUCGAUCAUCUCUUCAGCUCGGACAAAAGCGGUCGCAGUCGCCUAUUGCACCAUCUGUGCCGCUUUUACCCGCAAGCAGCAGUCGAUUAAACUCGUCUCAAUCUGCGUUAUCGACACACACGAGUUAA
This is a messenger RNA of Metarhizium brunneum ARSEF 3297, 1962 nucleotides long. RefSeq names its product Flavin carrier protein 2. Lineage: Eukaryota; Fungi; Ascomycota; Sordariomycetes; Hypocreales; Clavicipitaceae. Gene Ontology annotation, cellular component: membrane. The record is from RefSeq and is a predicted model, not a curated record. Gene Ontology annotation, biological process: transmembrane transport; fungal-type cell wall biogenesis.